Messenger RNA from Cavia porcellus (domestic guinea pig), 2534 nucleotides. It is a transcript of the gene Ccdc126, whose product is annotated as coiled-coil domain containing 126. Lineage: Eukaryota; Metazoa; Chordata; Mammalia; Rodentia; Caviidae. The coding region runs from base 441 to 863 and encodes 140 amino acids. The record is from RefSeq and is a predicted model, not a curated record. The transcript is spliced from 3 exons. Gene Ontology annotation, cellular component: membrane.
GUCCCUGCCCUCCGGUGCGACCGUCGCGGACCGGGGCGGGCGCGGGAGGACGAGCGUGGCUCGGGCUGCGGUAACCGAGCGGAGCUGCCAGUCCGAGCUUCGGGGACGUAGAGCUGCCUGGCGCCCGCGCUCACUUCGUGUUCUGUUUUGACAGCUCACUUUCGUUCUACUUUGGGAGAGAAAGGAAGUCAAAUGCCCUUUAAAAACUCCUUUUCAGAAUUCAUUCCCUGGUGACCGGCAGGAAUGAACUUAAACUGUCUUGUCGUUUGUUGGCUGUGGCGGUUAGAAGAGGGGCUCAGAGUUAAUGUAAGAGUGGAGCAACCUUGCCGAAGAUGAAGCAUAUACGUUAGAGAAGUUUUUUCUUUUUUCUCUCAAAAGUUUUGUUUGAGGGCUUGUCUCCAGUUGCUGCUUUACAAUCAAGUCUGCUUUCUUCAUUGAAAAUGUUUUUUACAAUCUCAAGAAAAAAUAUGUCCCAGAAGUUGAGUUUAUUGUUACUUGUGUUUGGACUCCUUUGGGGAAUGAUGUUACUGCACUAUACUUUUCAGCAACCAAGACAUCAAAGCAGUGUCAAGUUACGUGAGCAAAUAUUAGAUUUAAGCAAAAGAUACGUUAAAGCUCUUGCAGAGGAAAAUAAGAACACCGUAGAUGUCGAGAAUGGUGCUUCUAUGGCAGGAUAUGCUGAUCUGAAAAGAACAAUUGCUGUCCUUUUGGAUGACAUUUUACAACGCUUGGUGAAGCUGGAGAGCAAAGUGGACUAUAUUGUUGUGAAUGGCUCAGCUACUAACACUACCAACGGCACUAAUGGGAACUUGGUGCCAGUAACCACAAAUAAAAGAAUAAAUGCCUCGGGCAGCAUCAGAUAGCAGUUGAAGAUCACCUUGCACUGUUAUAUUCACUGUGAAUUAUAUCCUAUCACAGAGAAGCUUUUUAAUUGCUGGCUAGGAGAGAGUAAUACUUUACAAUAAAAGUGCAACAUAUUUUCAAGGAAUUUGCUGGAUUCAUGGAACUCUAAUUCUGUAUAUAAAAUUAUAAGUGUCACUAGUUUGCUUUCAGACAAGUCUCCCAUGCUGUACUACAUCCUUAAAGGGAGUUUGUCAACAUGGUUGAUGUGAUAAGCAGGUAGGUGAUCUUUGUGUAAAUGUUUUGUGUUUGAGGUCAAAUUGAAACAAAAACACUAAAAGAUGUGAAUUUGGUUUCAUAAAAUAUUUAAGUAUAUAACAUGUUUUCAGACAAGUGGAGAAUAUUGUUACAGAAUUAUUCUGUCAUUUGUUCUCAGUAAAUGUAACUGUUCAACUAAGGUUACUGGAAAAUGUGCUUACUUCCAAUACUAUAUUUUGUUACUCAGAUUAUGAACAGAGAAAUGAAGUAUAAUGUUAAAAGAUAGUGUUUUGAAAUCAUGACCCAAAGAAUGUCUUCAUUUGCACUAUUCGUCAAAAUAGAGGAAGGUUAAUUGUUGUAUAUUUUUAAAAAUUACAUUUGUAAGUAUAAUCUUGAAAUGGUAGCAGCCACUGUCUGUAACCUAGUCUAAAUAUUGGGGGCAAUUUAUAACAACAUUAAAGUUGCUUAUCUAAUCUCAUAUUUAAAAUUUCUUACAUAUAUCUGGAAAAUAAAAGUAUUUUUAUGAUAAAAUGAAAUAUAGCUAUAGUCAUGAUUUUUCACAUACAUGAGUGUUGAUUUAAAAGUUUAAUCCCUUAGCUAGAUGCAGUGUUAAACACCUGUAAUCUCAGCUACUCAGGAGGCUAGGGCAGGAAAAUUGAGAGUUCAAGGUCAACCCAGGCAACGUAAUGAGACUGUCUUUAAAAAACAGAAAUGAAACUUAACUCUGUGAGUGUCUAGGACAUAAGGAAAAGCACAUGAUUCCGUAUUUGGGUAGUUUUGCUUCUGUUGGUGGGACAGGAGGGGACUCAAGGACCUUUGACAGAUGUAUAUAAUGUAGGUAUUGUGCUGCAUAAAUUGCUUGGAAAGUGCUGCUAUUUAUGUUACAUGAGUACCCUGCUUUAUGAAAGUUUGGAUUAGAUAUUUAUCUUACAUAAUGACCACUUAAUUAAGGACAUUUAUAUUGUAAAGAUUGACUCUCUUUUUCAGGAAAAUAGUGAUUAUAAACAGCACAAGAAAACUUAUACUUGGAUAAUUCUAAUAUAGAACAAAAUACACCUUUAUUUAAAUUUCCAUGUAGCAAAUCUGAUUGCUAUAUGGUGCCCUGUGUUUCAUAGUAUUUAUUCUCUAUACUGCUCAAGUGCAGCUAGCAUCUAGAUUUAGCCUCUAUGGACUUUAAUUUUAGAUACUGUAUUGUUCAAGAUUUCAAUAUGCUACCAAAAGUUGUAACAUUAAUUAUAGCAUUUUGUUGAAAUAAGUAUGAGAAAAUAUUUCAUGAAGAUAGCUUCCCAAACUGUCUUCUCUGUACCUUUAAAUGAAGAAAUUAAUUAUAUACCACUACCAGGUAAAGUUUGGAAUAAUUGUUCUCUCUUGAUUAGAUGUAGACAUUUUGUUUUAUGUGUUUGUUUUCAGGGAUGAAAUAAAAUAUAUUAUUUGUA